GUAAACUCUAACAUAAGCCCAACACAAAGCGGUUCAGCCCAACGAUCAAUUGCAACGAAUCUGAUAUUUUCUCCUUCACUUGUCUUCGUCUUCCGACUCCCUCCAUAUUUCUUUUUCUUCCCCUUCUCGUACAACUCCACCGGAAAAAAAAAUCGCAACUGAAAAUCUACAUUAUUCUCAAACGGCCGGAGUAGUAUGCCGGUUGAAGUAGCAAACGGAUUAACAGAAGCCAUUGGUUAUCCAAAAGGCGAUUUGAGACCUCAAAACCCUAACGCCGCCUCUAAGAAGUCAAAGGAAAGCGACCGACGCCGUAGGCGGAGGAAGCAGAAGAAGAAGAAGGCGGCGUCUAAGGUUGCAAAUGGAGAAGACAGUGAUAAUGGUGCACAAGACUUAAACGGCGGCGCUGAGGAUAGUUCUAAUGAAAGUUCCGAUCCUCAGAAGUCUUUGGUUCAAGUUGAAGUGGAGUAUGUACCAGAGAUGGCCGAAUUAGAUGGUGAGUUCGAUGAGGAAUUCAGGAAGGUUUUUGAGAAAUUCACUUUCACGGAUGCCACUGGUUCUGAGGAGAAUGACAAAAAGGAUGAAACUGCUGCUGAUGGAGCCUCUAAGAAAAAGGCGGAUUCUGAUUCUGAAGAGGAAGAAGAGGAUGCACAACAAAAGGAGAAGGGCGUCUCUAACAAAAAGAAAAAACUUCAACGUAGGAUGAAGAUCGCAGAACUGAAACAAAUCUCUAUGAAGCCUGAUGUUGUUGAGGUAUGGGAUGCCACUGCAGCAGACCCUAAGCUCCUGGUAUUUCUGAAAUCUUACCGGAAUACUGUUCCCGUUCCAAGACACUGGUGUCAGAAACGGAAAUUUUUGCAGGGGAAGCGUGGCAUUGAGAAACAGCCAUUUCAACUUCCCGACUUUAUAGCUGCGACAGGAAUUGAGAAAAUUAGACAAGCUUAUAUUGAAAAGGAGGACAGUAAGAAGCUUAAACAAAAGCAGCGGGAAAGGAUGCAGCCAAAAAUGGGGAAGAUGGAUAUUGAUUAUCAGGUUCUACAUGACGCCUUUUUUAAGUAUCAAACUAAACCGAAGUUGACAUCCCUUGGUGAUCUGUAUUAUGAAGGGAAGGAGUUUGAGGUCAAGUUGAGGGAAAUGAAACCUGGAACUUUGUCUCAUGAACUGAAAGAGGCACUUGGUAUGCCUGAAGGUGCUCCUCCUCCUUGGCUCAUCAAUAUGCAGAGAUAUGGUCCUCCACCCUCUUAUCCUCAGCUGAAGAUCCCUGGACUCAAUGCUCCUAUUCCUCCAGGAGCCAAGUUUGGCUAUCAGCCGGGAGGUUGGGGUAAACCACCUGUUGAUGAAUAUGGGCGCCCUGUAUACGGAGAUGUCUUUGGUGUAUUACAACAAGAUCAGCCUAAUUAUGAGGAUGAACCUGUUGAUAAGACUAAACAUUGGGGUGACUUGGAGGAAGAAGAAGAAGAGGAGGAAGAGGAGGAGGAAGAGGAGAUGGAGGAAGAGGAGAUGGAGGAUGGUAUUCAGUCAGUGGACAGCCUUUCGAGUACUCCUACUGGAGUUGAGACUCCUGAUGUUAUUGACCUUCGCAAGCAGCAGAGGAAGGAGCCCGAGAAGCCCCUCUACCAGGUGCUUGAAGAAAAAGAAGAAAAGAUAGCUCCUGGUACUCUUCUUGGAACAUCCCAUACGUAUGUGAUUAACACUGGCGCUCAAGACAAGGCUGGUGCCAAAAGGGUUGAUCUGCUCAAAGGUCAGAAGUCGGAUAGAGUUGAUGUCACAUUGGCACCUGAAGAGUUGGAACUUAUGGACAAUGUUUUACCAGCCAAAUACGAGGAAGCUAGAGAGGAAGAGAAGCUUCGUAGCCAGCGUGAGGAUUUCAGUGACAUGGUAGCAGAGAAUGAGAAGAAGAGGAAACGUAAAAUGCAGGAAAAGGAUGGCAAGUCGAAGAAGAAGGAUUUCAAGUUUUGAAGUGGUUUUGUGUUUUAUAUAUUGUACCAUCUAGUUACUUUAGGGCUGCAGUACAUCCAGCUAAGGGGCAUCUUAUCUUGCAGGGAAUAGCAUUAGUAGGUCAACAUGCACUGAGAAAUCUGUAUGUUGUGAUGAAGUGUUUUCCCAUGUGUUUAAGCAGGGGGAGUUGGUGUAUGAUAAUCUAUCCUAUAAAAUGUGCUUAGUUUUUGCCUCUCGUUUCA
This is a messenger RNA of Solanum dulcamara, 2177 nucleotides long. RefSeq lists its product as uncharacterized. The record is from RefSeq and is a predicted model, not a curated record. Gene Ontology annotation, biological process: mRNA splicing, via spliceosome. Gene Ontology annotation, cellular component: U2-type spliceosomal complex; U2 snRNP; U12-type spliceosomal complex. NCBI's taxonomy places the organism in Eukaryota, Viridiplantae, Streptophyta, Magnoliopsida, Solanales, Solanaceae. The transcript is spliced from 18 exons. Bases 196 to 1956 code for a protein of 586 amino acids.